Messenger RNA from Fonsecaea erecta, 396 nucleotides. RefSeq lists its product as hypothetical. NCBI's taxonomy places the organism in Eukaryota, Fungi, Ascomycota, Eurotiomycetes, Chaetothyriales, Herpotrichiellaceae. The coding region runs from base 1 to 396 and encodes 131 amino acids. The record is from RefSeq and is a predicted model, not a curated record. The transcript has a single exon.
AUGGACAUUAGUGGUCGAUGCUUAGCUGACCUUGCAUGUGUCCGAGAUGAACGGAACACCAAUCAGUUGUCACUCAAGACAUAUCUCGCGGACCUCAAAGCCGACGGGACGGUCAGCUGGAAACCAUCAGAAGGACCAGGCUCAGAGGCGAAGCUGCCUCGGAUAACCCUGAAAAUGGGGUUUCGAGGCAUUUUAAGCCCAGAAGACACACCUGCCCGACUCGCCGUCGAAGCAGCAGCCGGUGGCGUGGCGUCCGUGCUCAACAAGGCCGCCGACCGCGGGGUCGACAACGUCUUCUACGGCAAACACCACGAUUUGUUCGAGGGCGCGGCCAAGAGAUUUUUGACCUGGCGCACUUGUCGCGGGGGCUCUCGGUUCUCUGGGGAGCGGUGGUAG